This is a messenger RNA of Plasmodium falciparum 3D7, 1596 nucleotides long. RefSeq lists its product as uncharacterized. Gene Ontology annotation, molecular function: alpha-1,6-mannosyltransferase activity; GPI mannosyltransferase activity. The record is from RefSeq and is a predicted model, not a curated record. NCBI's taxonomy places the organism in Eukaryota, Apicomplexa, Aconoidasida, Haemosporida, Plasmodiidae. Gene Ontology annotation, cellular component: endoplasmic reticulum membrane. Gene Ontology annotation, biological process: GPI anchor biosynthetic process.
AUGCACGAAAAGAUAAAAGAAGAAAAAAAGGAAUUAAAUAGUAUUCCCAAGUGUAAAAAUAAAACUAUUUUUCAUAUAUCCUUAAUAUGUAUUAUUACUAUAUUAAGUCGAAUAUGUUGUAUUAUAAAUACAGUAAUAUGGAGCAAACUAAUAAAACCGUACAAGUUUAGUAAUAAUUUAUUAUGUGAAGAAAAAAAUGGAGAAUCCUUUUUGUGGAAUAUUUUAAAAUGCUUUUCUUACUGGGAUGGAGAAUAUUUUUUAAGAUUAUCAUUAAAUGGUACAGAAUAUAAUUAUGAACAGAAUCAUGCCUUUUUCCCAACAUUACCAUUAAUAAUAAUAUAUAUAAAGAGGAUAUUAACAAAAUAUUGUAUAUAUGAAUGUACUAAUUGUGUAAUAUAUAUACUUAUCAUGUUAGUUGUUAAUAAUUUAUUUUUCUUAAUUGCAUCUAUUGGAAUAUAUGUAUAUUCAUUGAUUCAUUUUAGAAAUGAGAAUUAUGACAUAGAUGAAUUUAAAAUAUCAUCAGGAAAAGAACAUAAUUGUUACUAUUCAUACAAAAUUAAUAAUGUUAAAGAAUCUUAUCGUUUUAGUUUUUUUAUCUCUAUAUUAUAUGCAUUUUCUCUUGGAAAUAUUCAUGCUUCUUCCUUUUAUAACGAGAGUAUUUUUAGCUGUUUUUCUAUAUGGGGAUUUAAUUUUUUACAACUUUGCAUAUCCUCCAAAAAGAGAGGAGAAAAAAAGAAUUAUAUUUAUGAAAUAUUAUGUAUACUAUGUUUUGCCACAUGUUCUUGUUUUAGAUCGAAUGGUAUAUUGUUCUUAAUACCUGUUUUUUUUUUUAACAUACAAUCAUGUGUAUUUUUUCAAAAAUAUUUACAAGAGGUUCCAAAUAAGGAAAAAGGCAAAUGUGAGACAAUAAUAACAUUUAAGCAUUUUAAUAAUAAGUAUAAAUUGUUGACUUUUAUUUUUCAUUGGAUGAAAGCAUUAAUCGAAGCAAUAAUAAUAAUUUUACCUUUUGUUAUUUUUCAGCUUUAUGCCUAUAAUCUGUAUUGUACAGAAGGGAAUGAAUUAUUAAAAGAAGAAAAUAAGAAAUUUUAUGUAUUUUUCUUUAAUUUGUUUAAGGAUCCUAAUAAAUAUAUUAAUAUUUGGAAUAAUAAAAAGAGUUUAUUAAUAAAUAGACCAUGGUGUAAUAAUAUAUUUCCAUUCAUAUACAACUAUAUACAGUAUAAAUAUUGGGAUGUUCAAAUUUUCAAAAGUUUAUUCUCACCAAAUGUGAAUAUAUUGUAUUCAGCACCUGUAUAUUUUAUAUCUUUCCAUUGUAUCUAUACCUUCAUCAAAAAUAACAAAUCUAGUUACAACAAGUUGUCUCUAUUGAACAAUCACCUAUGGGGUGGUGUAAUCCAUUUGUUUGUUUUGUCAUUUUAUAUAUUAUUAUGUGCACACACGGAGAUAAUAUUACGGUUAAUAAUAAGUUGCCCAAUGUUUUAUUUGCAUUAUGGAUAUUUAUUAAGAUACUUUGAAAAAUGGAAUUAUCUCUUUUUUAUAAACUUGUUGUAUUUUUUUGUUGGCCCAGCACUCUUUGGAACAUAUAUUGCAUGGACAUAG